UGUUUUGUCUGCAAUGGCGCUAAUCACCGUUAUCUAUUGCAGAUCUAUGUGCUGACCGUGCUGUUGCUGCCCAUACGCGUGGUGGGCUGCGUCCUGUCGCUGCUAUCGGCAUGGAUGUUCGCCUGCAUCGGGCUCUAUGGCAUGUCCAUGGAGGAGCUGCAGGCCAAGCCGCUCAGCGGCUGGCGCAAGCUUAUGCAGUACUGGACGGCACGCGCCAUGCGCAUGGUAUACACAUCCGGCUCGUUCCACUACAUCAAGAUGAAGGGCACACCGGCCACCCCGAAGGAGGCGCCCAUACUGGUGGUGGCGCCGCAUUCGUCGUAUGUGGACUCCAUUCUGGUGGUCUCUGGCCACCCGCCGUCGAUUGUGGCCAAGCGUGAGACGGCGGACAUUCCGCUGCUGGGUCGCAUCAUCAACUACGCCCAGCCCAUUUACGUGCAGCGCGAGGAUCCCAACUCCAGGCAGAACACCAUUAAGAAUAUCGUGGAUCGGGCCCGCUCGCCCGACAACUGGCCGCAGGUGGUCAUCUUUGCCGAGGGCACGUGCACCAAUCGCACGGCGCUGAUCAAAUUCAAGCCCGGCGCCUUCUAUCCGGGCGUGCCCGUGCAGCCCGUGCUGCUCCGAUACCCCAACAAGUUCGACACCUUCACCUGGACCUGGGAUGGUCCCGGCGUACUGCGCCUGCUAUGGCUGACGAUGACACAGUUCUACAACCGUUGCGAGAUCGAAUACCUGCCCGUAUACACACCGUCGCCCGCCGAAAUGGCCGAUGCCAAUCUCUAUGCCAACAACGUACGCCAAGUGAUGGCCACCGCAUUGGAUGUGCCCACGUCGGACUAUUCGUUCGAGGACGUGAUCGUGAUGAGUCGGGCGCGUGAAAUGAAAAUACCGUUUCCCGGCGACAUUGUUGAGAUCGAGCAUGCGCUCGACGCCCUAGACCUGCUGGACUCGAAGCGCGACAUGGAACUGUGCGAUAAGUAUCUGACGCUGGCCAACCCAGAGAAACUGGACAUAAUCACAUUCGCCGAGCUGCUCCAAGUGGACCUCAAGAAUCCCGAUUUGCACAAGCUCUUUGCUCUGCUCAAUCAUCGCGACAAGGGCACAGUGAGUCUGAAGAGUUUCUUGGUCUGUUCGCUGUUCUGCAAGUUGAAAAAUGACGAAAUUAUAGAGUUUCUGCGAGCACUAAUCAAGCUGUACAGUGAGUCGAGUGAAAAGAUUAGCCGGGAGAGUUUCACGCGUUUAAUGAAGCAUGGCGGCAGCAAGAUGACCGAGCAGAAGACACAGACGCUAUUCUAUGCCCUGGACACCGACAAUGUGGGCUACGUAUCCUUCGACAAGUUUGUGCAGUACACGGAGCAACAGCCCAGCUACAAGUUUCUCUAUCACAAGUCGGAGCAUAUAAGGAGGACGAAGAGUAGCAAGGCCACGCCCACAACCAACUGAACAAUCCAAGAGAAUGCAUUUGGAGGCUGCAAUAAAACUCAAGCUGGUUUUACAGAUAUUCAGAGAUAUGCUAUAGGCAAGCGGCAACCGGCGACAUGCAACACGACACAGAGCGGAGGA
Drosophila navojoa is the source of this 1563-nucleotide messenger RNA. It is a transcript of the gene LPCAT, whose product is annotated as lysophosphatidylcholine acyltransferase. The record is from RefSeq and is a predicted model, not a curated record. Gene Ontology annotation, cellular component: endoplasmic reticulum. Gene Ontology annotation, molecular function: lysophosphatidic acid acyltransferase activity; calcium ion binding. NCBI's taxonomy places the organism in Eukaryota, Metazoa, Arthropoda, Insecta, Diptera, Drosophilidae.